AGAUCACCGUGAACACACCCUCUGUCUAUUUCAACCGUACCAGCAGAAUAUCCAUGUCUAACAAUUUUAGAGUAUUGGGGGAUGCAAUUUUCCACUUCAGUCAAAUAAAACAUACACAUCAUAUGUAGCCUAUUUCUUUUGGCAAAGCGUCAGUAACCCAACGUCUCGUCUAAUUCCUCUGCUUUUUUUUUUAAUUUUGUGACAAACAGUCCAUUUUAAACUUCCCCCAAUCGAGUUUGAAUUCGGUGCAAGCAGUAUUCUGGGAUAGAAAGACUCCCCAAGCCAGAAAAUCACAUGAUCAAUGGUCUCCUUGGAAACGCAUUCUAAGCAAGGCUUUUCAUCCAAUCAAAAACCUCUGAUGCUAAAACGCAGGCGAAUGAAAUUCGAGCGGCGGAUGAUUUAAACACAAAUCUAUGUGGUUGCUUUAGUGUGUUGCAGGACAACAAGAGUUUGAGUGUAUGUUUUUUGGUUGUACGUGAUUAAGUCUGUUUUAAUCGUCGAAAAUGGCUCUUCGUAUGACUAGAAAUUCCCAGCUGAGUGCCGAAAACAGGACGGCUGUACCAGGUAAGGGAGUCGUCGUCGCAUCAAAACCGGGAUUGAGGCCCAGAGCUGCGCUUGGAGAUAUUGGCAAUAAGGGGCCAGCCUUCAAACCACCUCAAAAAAAGGAAAUCAAACCUGUCGCUACUAAAGUAAUUCAGCGACAAGCCAGCAAGUCUGAAAAUGCCUUUGAAGCAAAAGUACCUAAGAGAACUGCAGCCAAGCAGGUUACUGAAGAGUUGCUUCCAUCUCCAACCCCAAUGGAGACAUCAGGCUGUGCACCUGCGGAGGACUUGUGCCAGGCCUUUUCAGAUGUGCUACUGAAUAUCAAGGAUGUUGAUGCAGAUGAUACUGAGAACCCAAUGCUCUGCAGUGAAUAUGUGAAGGACAUCUACAACUACCUAAGACAGGUUGAGGUGGAGCAGGCUGUAAGGCCGAAGUACCUGCAGGGACAGGAAGUCACUGGGAAUAUGCGUGCUAUACUGAUUGACUGGCUAGUGCAGGUUCAGAUGAAAUUCAAGCUUCUUCAAGAGACCAUGUAUAUGACUGUUGGGAUAAUUGAUCGCUUCCUUCAGGCUAAUCCAGUGCCCAAGAAGAUGUUGCAGCUUGUUGGCGUGACUGCUAUGUUGCUGGCCUCCAAAUAUGAGGAGAUGUAUCCUCCAGAGAUUGCAGACUUUGCGUUUGUUACCGACCACACUUAUACCACGGCUCAGAUCAGAGCUAUGGAAAUGAAGAUCCUGAGGGUGCUGCACUUUGGCUUUGGGCGUCCAAUUCCCCUGCAGUUUCUGAGACGGGCUUCCAAAAUUGGAGAAGUAACUGCAGAGCAGCACACCCUAGCUAAAUAUCUAAUGGAGCUGACCAUGGUGGAUUAUGAAAUGGUGCACUAUCCCCCAUCCCAGAUUGCUGCUGCUGCUCUUGCAUUGACCUUAAAUAUUCUCAACUGUGGUGAAUGGAGCCCUACUCUGCAACAUCACAUGAACUACACUGAAAGCUGUCUGGUUCCUGUGAUGCAGCACAUGGCUAAAAAUGUUGUGAGGGUCAAUGAAGGACUCUCAAAACACAUGGCUGUCCGGAACAAGUAUGCAAGCCAGAAGCUAAUGAAGAUCAGCACUAUUCCCCAGCUAAAGUCUGCAGUACUCCAGAAUCUGGCAAAAUCACUGGCCUCUUAAAUACUGUCUCUGUACAGAUCUUUCAAUUGUAUAGUCUUGGCACUAUGUGCUGUUGUAAAUGUUGUCUUAUGCAUGGCUUUUAUAAAUUUUAAUAAAGUUUUUUUUCUAUACAUUGUCUCCCUUCAUCCAUUUAAGUGGUAACUGCUUUUUGCAAAAACAUUCCUCCCAUAGGCA
Messenger RNA from Polyodon spathula (Mississippi paddlefish), 1880 nucleotides. Its product is annotated as G2/mitotic-specific cyclin-B1-like. The transcript is spliced from 9 exons. NCBI's taxonomy places the organism in Eukaryota, Metazoa, Chordata, Actinopteri, Acipenseriformes, Polyodontidae. The coding region runs from base 504 to 1706 and encodes 400 amino acids. The record is from RefSeq and is a predicted model, not a curated record. Gene Ontology annotation, biological process: mitotic cell cycle phase transition; regulation of cyclin-dependent protein serine/threonine kinase activity; mitotic metaphase chromosome alignment. Gene Ontology annotation, cellular component: cyclin B1-CDK1 complex; cytoplasm; mitochondrial matrix. Gene Ontology annotation, molecular function: cyclin-dependent protein serine/threonine kinase regulator activity.